AUGACUGGACCCCUCACCAGAAUCUCAGGUUCUCCCCCUGAUUCAUCACACUUAAAACUUCUUUCUAAAUUGCCUACCUUUUUUCACCUGAAUGCGGAAUUAGGGGAAACCGACGUCUCUGCCUGGCAGUCAACCAUCUGUCAUUACCCGGCCCCCUGGGCUGAGCUGGCCACAGAGGACAUCAUCCUGACAGUACCAGCUGCUGAUGUACACCACAUGAACAACCCAGCGAGUCUGCUUUCCAUCUGCAACAAGAUGAUGUAUGCAAUAGCCAGACUGGCAGUCAUCCCAGCAACUUUUCCAAGGCCAGAGAGGAUGGUGGCAGAUGUCCAUAUAUCUCAUGGUUGGAUGCAUGCUGGCAACCCAGUCAUGCAUCAUUUGAAGUCAGUGACAGAGGUGGUGGGUGUUCGGUCCCUUGAAGCCAAUGGCCUUUGGGGUGCCAUUCAUGAGCUGGGCCACAACCAGCAGCAAUCUGAACAGUUUUCCCCUCACGCCUCCAAAGCCACCUGCAGUCUCUGGUCUGUUUAUAUGAAUAAGACUGUGUUGGGCAUCCCAAAAGAUAAGGCCCAUAAUGCACUUGCACUAGAACUUAGGAAGAAGAUUCGAGAUUACCUUGAAAAUGGAUCACAGCUGAAGUACUGGGAAGUAUUUACUGCCCUGGAGACAUACCUGCAGGUGCAAGAGGCUUUUGAUUGGGAAGCCUUAAUUAAAUAUUUUGAAUACCAAAAUAUGUCUGAACUCCCAGAUGAUAAUGACUUAAAAAUGAAUCUGUGGGCAGAAACCUUUUCUCAUCUGGUGAAGAAGAAUUUGACUCCUUUCUUUAAAUCCUGGGGAUGGCCACCGAGGAGAGCCUUUCCCCAGCUGGUCAGACGAUCUAAUGAAGCAGUGCAUCUCCUAAGCAGGUUUUUGCUCAUGAAAAUGGAAAUAUGAUGGUGCUCUGCAGCAGUUUUAAAUGGUGUUUGGAUGCUAUGGAACUGUAAUGAAUCUAAGAAGCAGCUCUAAAUUGUACUUGUGAUAGAAGAGAUUGUUCUUAGCUCCCUCCCAAGCCUGCCUUUGUGUGUUAGGGUCCCACUACUUCCCAACAGGGCCUUGAACUUCAUUUAAUGUUUUGGAAGAGGUUGCCUUCGUGCUGUGCUCUCAGAGUUGGUAGCUGUGUAGUAAGAAACUGCUGCUUUAGCUCAUGUCAGAAGUAAAACAGAGUCCAGGCAGUGAAUUUACCACCUUGAUCCUCAGCUAGAAUAUAUCUGCAGUUAUCUGUAGUAAAAUUAUAGCAACUUGCUCUGUCUAAGGAUCUAAGACAGCAGUUGCCUCACCUCACAGGUUUGAAUAUGUUUACAGGAAAGCAGCGCUGGACUGUGUUUACUAUGGUCUAUUUUGAUCUCAAAUCUAAAUAAACAGAUCAAUGGCUUGUUCUUAAAUGCUACACCUGAAUUUCCCCUAUGUUAAAACACAGACUGUAGCACAAGCCAGUUUUUAUGCUGCAUUUCAAG
Molecule: messenger RNA, 1490 nt
Organism: Falco peregrinus (peregrine falcon)
Lineage: Eukaryota; Metazoa; Chordata; Aves; Falconiformes; Falconidae
Product: TRPM8 channel-associated factor 2-like
Exons: 4
Coding region: 1-930 (309 amino acids)
Source: RefSeq, a predicted model, not a curated record